Molecule: messenger RNA, 1156 nt
Organism: Vollenhovia emeryi
Lineage: Eukaryota; Metazoa; Arthropoda; Insecta; Hymenoptera; Formicidae
Product: zinc finger protein 511
Exons: 4
Coding region: 154-936 (260 amino acids)
Source: RefSeq, a predicted model, not a curated record
CGCGAGCGCGGCGAGCGCGGCCCGCGCUUCGCCCGCGAGAACGCGCGCGCUCGGCACGUCGCGUUCGGAGCUGCGUGAAUAACAAAGAUACAAUCGCAUCGAAAGGGAGGCGAGCGCUGCGUUUACUUGCACGGCGUCCGAGAAGAUCCUGCCAUGGACGAGGUUCUCCAGCAGCUGGGGAUCGGAACUCGCCCUGUCAACGAUCCCUUCUUCAAGGAGUCUUACGAGGUCUGCAAGGUCUUCCAGAGAAAGGGCGUCACGAUCGACGACGAGGAGGAACUCUGCCACGAGGCGAUCAAGACAUUCCAGUGUUACGUCCCGAGAUGCAGGAGCACUUUUCAAACGCUGCUCGAUUACGAGAUGCAUUACAACAGCUCGCAUCGGUACGCUUGUACAGAAUGCAAAGCGUCCAGGCCGAAUCCACGGCUGCUGGAGAUUCAUAUCCAGGAGACGCACGACGCCUUCUUCAAAGUGUUGUCGGAGAAACAAGCCAUGUAUCAAUGUUACGACUCCGAAUGCGGCAUGAAAUUCAACGAUCCUAUGGAAAGGAGGGAACAUUGUAUCAGAGUACAUAAAUAUCCAAAGAAAUAUCGAUUCGAUGACACACCACGUUGCAGCAAGGAAGAUGAAUUAAAUAAAAUGGAAGUUGAUGUUGAUAAUAAAGAGAAGAAAAAAUCUGCCAAGGUACUUCUGAAUAAAAAUCAGAAGAGCAAGAUGUUCACGAGAGACACCACCGUCAGUGCAGCCUGUAAAAGUAAUGAUAGCGUAGAAACAGUUGCAUCACCUACUGUCAAAACUAAAACGACGUCAUUAGUUUUUAUCCCUAGACAAGUACAAAAAUCCUUUUCGAAGGUACUUACAAAUAAUCAAAAUAAGGAAAAGAAUGUUCUCGAGUCGGAUACCAUGAUGGAACUUGCAGACACGUUGCCUAGUUGACGUAGGUCUUAAUCUUAUCGACGAAAUGUUUCGAAAGAUUUUGUUGUAUGACUCUAUAAUAUAGUCCUAAGAAUGUUUAAUUUUAUUGAGGUAAAUUAAGGAAAUACUAUCUUAUUAACAUAUUUAAAAUUAUAUUUGUGUACGAUAUAUAAGAAAGGAUUUUUAUAAAAGCAAAACUUGUAGAUACAUUGCCUAAUUAAUAUAGUUUGAUCGAAUCUGA